AUGGAGGAGAUCUGCUCCCGGUCCAGGCGGAGCGUGCCGGUGGGCAGCGCCUGGCUGCCCGCCCUGCAGCUGCUGCGGCGCGGCUCCAAGGCGGUGACGCGGCACUGGAAGGCCAUGCACUUCCAGCGGCAGAAGCUGCUGGCCCUGACCGAGUACCUGCCCCCGCGGCCCAGCCUGCCCCCGCGCUGCCAGCCCCCGCCCGCGCCCCUCGCGCCCCAGGAGGAGGGCUACGCGCGGGUGCUGCGCGGCCAGCUGCAGGACACGCUGCGGGCCAGCCGCAUGGUGGCCGUGUGCCACUACAACUCCAUGGCGGAGGAGGACGUGGCCACGCUGCGCCACUUCCUGCGCAGGCACGGCAUCCACCUCAAGUUCGUGCUCAACGAGGUUGCCCGGCCGGUGCUGGCACAGUCCAAGCUCCGGAAUCUGCUGCCGCUGUUCGUGUGCCGGAACGUCCUGCUGGUGAGCCCGGAGCCGCGGGCCAGGGAGAUGCUGCGGGUGCUCAAGGGGGUGCCACAGGUCAUCCUGCUGGGCGCCUGCAUCGACGACACGAUCCUGAGCCGCCAGGGCGUGGAGAACUUCGCCCGGCUGCCGUCCCUGGAGGUGUCCCGGGGGCAGACGGUGGCAGCCCUGUCCCAGCUGUGCUCCCAGACCUCCUCCCUGCUCCAGCGGGGCCCUGCCCGCCUCACGGCGCUCCUGGACGAGCACGUCCGGCGCCUGCGGGACGCGGCGGCGGCCGCGGGGCCUCCCCCGGGCCGGAGCGCUGCGGGGAGCUGACGCUGGACACCGGGAACCGCUUCCUCCCUGGCUCUGGGACACGGGGAGCCCCCCCAGAUGAGGGGUUCAAGGAUCAUGGACACAAUUCCCAUGGAAUUCUCCAGCUCCGCAGAGGGGUGUCAGGGACUGGUGGUUUGACACGGAGGGUCUUGUGGCCCCCCCCAGUCCCAGCAGGGAGUGGUGGCCAUUCCCUUGUGCUCCUUUGGGAUCAUCCCAGCAGAGAUUGGGGAUCUCUGGGAUCAGCCAGAGCAGGAGGAGGAGCACGGGAUGGAGCCUCCAGGGGGGAUUUUGGGCACUCCAAGCCCCGUGCCUUGGGAAUGGGGGUGUGCUGUAACACUGAUCCCACCCCGGGAUCGCUGUCCCGUCCAUUAAAGUGUCUGCGUGGAGA
Lonchura striata (white-rumped munia) is the source of this 1162-nucleotide messenger RNA. The record is from RefSeq and is a predicted model, not a curated record. NCBI's taxonomy places the organism in Eukaryota, Metazoa, Chordata, Aves, Passeriformes, Estrildidae.